AUGGCUUUCAAUGUUAAACUACUUAAUUCACGUUUUGUGGCAAACCUUCAAGAAGAACCAAAACAAAUGUUAACUCCAAUUAUUGGCUAUGAAAAAGAGCCUCUUCUCCCGUUAGAGGAAGCUUGUGAGCCUCUUAAUACAAUUCUGAAAGAUUUACCGCAACAGAUAUGGGUUGCAAAACAAAACUGUAAAGAGCCUAGUGAUGGUCUGACUCAAGAUGAGUCAGCAGCGAUUUAUUUGUACACAAUGGAAUGGAGCGUGUCAAAAGAAAGUCUUUAUUCUAUUUUAAAUUGUGCAUUGAGACAAGCUGAUCGUGGAAAUCUCAUACCGUGGUUUCGCUAUUUGAAGUUACUGUUUACUGCUUUAUAUAAACUACCAUCUGAAUCACAUCGGACAGUUUGGAGAGGCGUGAAUGCUGAUAUAAGCAGUGAUUACUCACAUGGUGAUAAGAAAGUGUGGUGGUCGUUAAGUUCUUGUACAUCAACACUAAAAAUUUUGGAAUUACCUCAAUAUUUAGGCAAAUCAGGUGUAAGAACACUAUUCUCAAUCGAAACAUCAAAUGGAAAAUCGAUCCGAGCACAUUCGUAUUUUAAAACAGUAGAUGAAAUUUUACUACUUCCAGGUUCAUAUUUCCACGUGGCAAGUGUAGUUUCACCCGCUGAUGGUCCUCAUAUCAUCCAUUUAAAAGAAAAACAACCACCUUUUCUUCUCCUACAACCACCAUUCGAUGGAGCUGCUAUUCGACAACGGAACCCUACCAGUGCUGCAUUGGAAAGUUAUUUUUCAAAACAACAAAAAACAACAACAAAUAAUCAAAGUAAAAAAGAUAAGAAAAAAUUUCUUCAUGUUAAAUCUAUCAUUUCUUUGAACAGACCGCAAUGCGUGAAUAUUACGAAAAAAAAUAGUUUACUUUUUCAACGGAAUUUUACUACGAGAAAAGUAGAACAGCCUUGGGCUUCCAUUCCAGCUAAACCAAGAAAAACGAAAACAAAAAUUCUACUUUCUACACGAGAAUCCUAUUCAUUUAUGCUUUGA
Didymodactylos carnosus is the source of this 1035-nucleotide messenger RNA. NCBI's taxonomy places the organism in Eukaryota, Metazoa, Rotifera, Eurotatoria, Philodinida, Philodinidae. The record is from the annotation of a GenBank genome assembly.